GACGUUUGACCUCGCGUGGCGUCGCAGGGGCCGACGGGAGCGGCGGCCGCGCUGAGAGGGGCCAAGAUGGCGGCUGCGGCGGGUUCUGUGAGCCGGGCGGUGCUGGGUCCGCGGGGCGCGGGACUCCCGGGCGCACGGGCCCGGGGGCUGCUGUGCGGCGCGCGGCCCGGGCAGCUCCCGCUGCGGACACCUCAGGCAGUGUCCUUGUCGUCGAAGUCUGGCCUGUCCCGGGGCCGGAAGGUGAUGCUGUCGGCGCUGGGCAUGCUGGCGGCAGGGGGUGCAGGGCUGGCCGUGGCUCUGCAUUCCGCUGUCAGUGCCAGUGAUCUGGAGCUGCAUCCCCCCAACUAUCCCUGGUCUCACCGUGGCCUCUUCUCCUCCCUGGACCACACCAGCAUCCGGAGGGGUUUCCAGGUAUAUAAGCAGGUGUGCUCGUCCUGUCACAGCAUGGAUUACGUCGCUUACCGCCACCUGGUGGGCGUGUGCUACACAGAGGAGGAAGCCAAGGCUCUGGCAGAGGAGGUGGAGGUGCAGGACGGCCCCAACGAGGACGGGGAGAUGUUCAUGCGGCCAGGGAAGCUGUCGGACUAUUUCCCCAAACCGUACCCCAACCCUGAGGCUGCCCGCGCUGCCAACAGUGGGGCUUUGCCCCCUGACCUCAGCUAUAUUGUGCGAGCUAGGCACGGUGGCGAGGACUACGUCUUUUCCCUGCUCACGGGCUACUGCGAUCCUCCCACUGGGGUGUCGCUGCGAGAAGGCCUCUACUUCAACCCCUACUUCCCCGGCCAGGCCAUUGCCAUGGCCCCCCCCAUCUACAAUGAAGUGCUGGAAUUUGACGACGGCACCCCAGCCACCAUGUCCCAAGUGGCCAAGGAUGUGUCCACCUUCCUGCGUUGGGCCUCCGAGCCAGAGCACGACCACCGCAAGCGCAUGGGGCUCAAGAUGUUGAUGAUGAUGGGCUUACUGCUGCCCCUGGUGUACGCCAUGAAGCGGCACAAGUGGUCAGUCCUGAAGAGCCGGAAGCUGGCGUAUCGGCCGCCCAAGUGACCCUGCUUGACACCUGCUGCCAUCCCACCUGAACAGGCCCUUGCACCCAAGAGCCACCCUGGGACUGGUCAGGCCUCAGCCGGGCCACCCACCCAAAUCCCUCUGCCUCUGGGACAAGAGGGGAGGGGGCAGGAGACCAGGCUCUAGCUCCCGUUCCUCCUCAGCUCCCCUCAUGGGAAUAAAUUAAGUUUCUCAA
Trichechus manatus latirostris (Florida manatee) is the source of this 1240-nucleotide messenger RNA. RefSeq names its product cytochrome c1, heme protein, mitochondrial. Gene Ontology annotation, biological process: mitochondrial electron transport, ubiquinol to cytochrome c. The record is from RefSeq and is a predicted model, not a curated record. Gene Ontology annotation, molecular function: electron transfer activity; heme binding. Lineage: Eukaryota; Metazoa; Chordata; Mammalia; Sirenia; Trichechidae. The transcript has 7 exons. Bases 67 to 1044 code for a protein of 325 amino acids.